AUGCCAACUACGAGCCAGACAAGCACCACAACUACCAUUGCUUCAACAACAGUGCCGACCACGAGCAGUACAAUUCAGUCCACAGCCACGACUUCAUCUCAGUCUAGCAGAGGAACGACACCGUCUUCAACUCCAGUAUCAACCUCAACCACCGUGGUAUCAAGCAGCACAACUAGCAGUGAGACACCAUCAACAACCGCACAGAGCAGCACUUCGUCCUUGCCUACGACUACUGUCGGAACAAGCACAACUUCUGCCCAGACCACCAGCCAAUCUACGUCUACAUCUGCCAGUACAAGCGGCACAAGCACUCCUGUCACCACCAGCACAAUCGCCACCACCACGGGCUCUACGUCCACCACCAGUAGCGCAACAUCAGCUAGCACGACAACAAGCGGCUCUACCAGCCAAUCGACUACAAGCACUACUGCCGUGUCGAGUAGCACCUCGACAAGCAGCUAUCCUUCGAGCUCAUCUUCCAGCAGCUACCCUUCGAGUUCGUCUACUAGCAGCUCGCCUUCGCGCACGUCCACAAGCGUCACGGAGACAAGCACGACCACCAGCCUUGCUACGUCCACAGCAUCUACUACAGUCUCUACAUCGGUCAGCACCACUGCUCAGUCGACUACUAGUACUGUGACGACGGCGUCGACAACGAGCGCAAGCACUUCCUCGCCGAGCCACUCUACCACUUUGACAACUAGCAGCGCCUCAAGCCAGUCGACCACGCCCAGUGGAUCCACGACUGUUGGUUCUUCGACCUCUACCACCAGCAAGCCAGUGGCGUCAACAUCGGUCGUGACCUUAAGCUCUACCACAUCAUGGACAGCUACCAGUGGAUCAUCUAGCUCUACUACCAGCAAGCCAGUAACUUCGACUACGGUUGUGACCUCAAGCUCUACCACAUCAUGGACAGCUACCAGUGGAUCAUCUAGCUCUACUACCAGCAAGCCAGUAACUUCGACCACGGUUGUGACCUCAAGCUCUACCACACCUGCUACUACCACAGGUGCGACAACAAGCAGCGUUUCGAGUCAAUCGACGACGUCUAGCGCAUCCACAACGGUUGAGUCUUCGACCUCCACUACCAGCAAGCCAGUAGCGUCAACUUCGGUGGUAACUUCAAGCUCUACCACGGCCGUCUCCACCACUGGUUCCUCGACAUCUACUACCAGCAAGCCAGUAGCAUCAACAUCCGUUGUGACCUCAAGCUCCACCAAGCCUGUCACCACUAGCAGCCCCACAAGCACCGGUAGCACCUCUUGGAGUUCGUCAACAACUGUUCACACACCCAGCGGAAGCACCACCUCAUCUGCGGGCAAGACCACAACUACUCCCGUCAAGGUUGUGAGCACCAGCACGGCACAGACAACUCCUGGUCAUAGCAACAGUGCCAGCACCUGGACUUCCCAAACGCACACCAAGCAUACCACGGAGACACAGAAGUCGUGGACCACCACCCUCCAGACCAAGACCAAGGCAACAACCACAAGCAAGGGCCACCAUGAGACGACCACACAGGCAACUCCUACUAGCCACAGCACAGGAUCGACGACUGGAUGGGAAGAGUGGACUACCUCGUCUACUGCUACACCAGUCAAGCCUUCGUCGACUGCAAGCACCGGAUGGGAAGAGUGGACUACCUCGUCCACCGCCACUCACGUUCAGCCUUCCUCAUCAGUGGCUACCGAGUGGAACGAGUGGACCACAUCCUCCACCGCGACACACACCAAGCCUGCCUCAUCUGCCGCAACCGAGUGGAACGAGUGGACCAGAUCCUCAACCGCGACACACACCAAGCCUGCCUCAUCUGCCGCAACCGAAUGGAACGAGUGGAGGACUACACCUACGGCUACUCAAGCUAAGCCAUCGUCUUCUGCAGCCACAGAAUGGGAAGAAUGGCAAUCAUCAUCCACCACUACACAUACUGAAGCUAAGCCGUCCUCAUCCGCGGCCACUGAGUGGAACGAAUGGCGAGGCAAGACCUCAACCACCACCACGGUCGAGGUCACUUCAACCCCAACCGCAAGCCCCUGGACUCACCACCCGCACGGCAAGCCAUCAGCUUGGUCGAACAGCACUACCACCUCCACUACCACCUCCAGUGCUACUAGCACCAGCACCAGCACCAGCACGGCAACCCCAACUCCUAACAGACCAUGGGGCUUCCGCGGAGGAAAUUUCAAGCAUCAUGUUCCCACGCACACCACUGCUGAAAGCUCUCCCGAGUCUACCGAGACUGCAAGCAGUGGCUGGGGUGACUGGAGUGACAAGACGACCGAAGGGUCGAAAGGAGGAGAAGAGCAGAACAAGGGCGAUGAUUCUUCAUCGUGGUCUUCGUGGUCUGUUCGCGGACGCCGCGCCGGACGCUUCGUCAGAUAA
Messenger RNA from Exophiala viscosa, 2382 nucleotides. RefSeq lists its product as uncharacterized. The transcript has a single exon. The record is from RefSeq and is a predicted model, not a curated record. NCBI's taxonomy places the organism in Eukaryota, Fungi, Ascomycota, Eurotiomycetes, Chaetothyriales, Herpotrichiellaceae. The coding region runs from base 1 to 2382 and encodes 793 amino acids.